Messenger RNA from Chironomus riparius, 1746 nucleotides. NCBI's taxonomy places the organism in Eukaryota, Metazoa, Arthropoda, Insecta, Diptera, Chironomidae. The record is from the annotation of a GenBank genome assembly.
AUGGCUAGGAAAAAGCGUGCAAGAAGCCGAAAUUUCUCACAACAAGUUUGUAAUAAGAUGAAACGUGCGAAAGGAGAGGAAUAUAAAUCAAGAAAUGGUGAAAUAAAAAGUGCAAAGGUAUUUCAACACGUUGAUUGUGGAUGUGGAUUAAAGUGUUUUUUAAGGGUAUCGUUUGAUGAGCGUAAAGCUUUGUUUGAGGAGUUUCAUAAGAUUGGUGAUGUAACAAACCAAAAAUUGUUUAUUCUUGGAAUGACAACUUUGCAAGAAAUUGUUCGUAAACAAGGAAAAAAUAUAAGAAAAAGAACUGGAAAUGUUCUUUAUGUUUUACGUUCAGUUAUCCCGGAUAGUACACUAAAAGAAAAGGUUUGCUUGACUUUUUUUUCCAACACUUUUAUGGUGAAUACGCGAACGAUUCAGCGUUGGUCGAAAAUUCGACAACCAUCAAAAUUAAUCCACCAGAACCGUGGAAAACCCUCUUCUCGCAAAAUUGAUUACCCUGACGUCAUGGAAUUUAUUAAUAGCUAUGAGCUAUAUGAAUCUCAUUAUUGUCGUGCUAAACAUGAAAAUAAGAAAUAUCUUCCUCCAAAUUAUACUAUCAGACGUUUUUAUGAAGACUAUACGUCACAUUGCAAUUUGAAAGGAAAAGUUCCAACUGUUACAGAAGAAAAGUUUUAUGAUAUUAUACAAUAUGAAACUGAGAUAUCGAUCCAUGUACCUUUGCAAGAUACCUGUGCCAGUUGUGAUAAAUUGAAAGUCCAAAUUCAACACGCGAAAGAUGCAGGCAAGCGGAAUAAGUUAAACGCUCAAAAAAAAGAACAUUUGACAGAUGUAGACAUUGUAAAGCAUCAAUUUGAUUUAGAUAAAGAAAAGGCAGAUGAUGAAUAUUUUGUAUACACUUUUGAUCUUCAAAAAAUGCUAGUUCUUCCAAUAUUGUCAACAAGUGUUGCUUAUUACAAGCGAAACUUUAAUUUGUACAAUCUAGGCGUCCACCCUUUUCCAAAAAAUGAGGACACAAGUAUGUUCGUCUGGUCUGAAGUAGAAGGAUCAAAAGGUGCAGAAGAAAUACCGAGCUGUUUGAUUAAAUUUUUAAAGGAACACGCGGCUUCAGCUUCACACAUCGUUUCAUAUUCAGACCGAGCAGGAGGACAAAAUAGAAAUAUAAAAAUAGUUCUGGCAUUUUUGAGACUGCUCGCUGAUCCUACUAUGAAAGUUGAAACAAUUGACUUAAAAUAUUUAAUUUCGGGUCACUCACGAUUGCCUAACGAUCGUGAUUUUGCAUUGAUUGAACGUAAAAUUAAACAACAUAGUGCAAUUUUUCUUCCAUCGCAUUACAUUGACAUCAUUAAAAGUGCACGCAAUGAAAGCUUUAAAGUAUAUUCUAUGACACGUGAAGAUUUUCGUACAACAAAAGAACUUGAGGGCUCAAUAACCAACAGGCGAAUAUCAAAAAGUAAAACUGUGGUCAAUUGGAUGAACUUUGCGUGGAUUCGUUUGGAAAAAGAUCAUCCUUUCCAGAUAAAAUUCAAAAAAAAUUUUAUGGAUGAAGAUUUUUCAAUAAUUGACAUAACAAAGCGUGGAAACAAUCUGAAAAAUUUAUUUGAAGUUAUCCCCAGCUUAUUAUAUCCUAAUGAACGUCGUAUCACAGCUGCAAAAAAGAAAGAUCUUCUCGAUCUGCUUCCUUACAUACCGGUUGAAUAUCACAACUUUUAUGAAAAUUUGGGGUCUUUAGACAAUGAUGAAGAAUAA